AGAUAAUAACAUUUAAUCAGCACUCCCGUGUGACACUUUUUAAUGGCCAUGCUAAGCACCUGAUACAGGUAUUGUUAUCUCUUGCAAAUCUCACCAACAGUAUUUUGCAAGGAUUAAUAUCCCCAUUUAAUGGAAAAGGAAACAGGCUUAGCGGCUCAGUGACUUGCCCAAGCCCCUGCAACUAGUAAGUGGCAGCGCCAGGAUUCCAGCUCAGGCUGUACGACCACACAGUCCAUUUUUUUUUUUUCAAUAGAAGUCUUGCUCUGUCGCCGAGGCUGGAGUGCUGUGGCCGGAUCUGGCUCACUACAACCUCUGCCUCUCGGGUUCAAGCGAUUCUACUGCCUCAGCCUCCUGAGUAGCUGGGAUUACAGGCACACACCACUACGCCAGGUGAAUUUUUAGUAGAGACAGGGUUUCACCAUGGUGGCCAGGAUGUUCUCGAACUACUGACCUCAAGCGAUCAUCCCGUUGGCCUCCCAAAGUGCUGGGAUACGGGCAUGAGCCACCGCACCCGGCCCAGAGUCCACAGUUUUGACGUUGAGGCCACACUGUCAGUUCCACGGAUGGGGAAACUGAGGCCCGUGCAGGGCACUACAUUGUGCCAGCGGAAUCGUAGCCAUUAUGGGAAGCACGGGCUCUACAAAGGCUCUUCCUCUUUGGUCGGGGCAGUCACUGAGGUCAGGAAGCGGAGGACAAGUGGAAGCCCUUCCCAUUAUUAAGGAUCAAUAACCGCGCGGGAAUCUGCGUAAUUUGGGAUCUAACCCCCGAGGCGGAAACAAAAGGGCGAUAGCACGAGAGGAGAACCGGAAGUGCGUCACCCUACGGGCGGGAGAAUCAGCUGCAGUUCACCAAUGGGAAGGCCGCGUUUGCGUUCGCCCCGCCCCAAAGGAAGAUGAGUCCGCCUUGCAGCAGUAGCCGCUAGCGCAGUUCGGGCUGCGCUUGGGCGCCCUGAUACAGAUAAGAAGUUUUCCUGGCAUCUUUUAUUGUAAAGAUUGCUUUAAUCCACCAUCAAGUAUCUACUUCGUUCCCACAUGCAGGGCAGUGCAAGGAGAACGGGCGUCAUGACUGAUGUCCACCGGCGCUUCCUCCAGUUGCUGAUGACGCAUGGCGUGCUAGAGGAGUGGGACGUGAAGCGCAUGCAGAAGCACUGCUACAAGGUCCAUGACCGCAAUGCCACCGUAGAUAAGUUGGAGGACUUCAUCAACAACAUAAACAGUGUCUUGGAGUCCUUGUAUAUUGAGAUAAAGAGAGGAGUCACGGAAGAUGACGGGAGACCCAUUUAUGCGCUGGUGAAUCUUGCUACAACUUCAGUUUCCAAAAUGGCUACGGAUUUUGCAGAGAAUGAGCUGGAUCUGUUUAGAAAGGCCCUGGAACUGAUCAUUGACUCAGAAAGUGGCUUUGCAUCUUCCACAAACAUUUUGAACCUGGUUGAUCAGCUUAAAGGCAAAAAGAUGAAGAAGAAGGAAGCGGAGCUGGUGCUGCAGAAGUUUGUCCAAAACAAGUGGCUGAUUGAGAAGGAAGGGGAGUUCACCCUGCACGGCCGGGCCAUCCUGGAGAUGGAGCAGUACAUCCGGGAGACGUACCCUGACUCAGUGAAGAUCUGCAAUAUCUGCCACAGCCUCCUCAUCCAGGGUCAAAGCUGCGAGACCUGCGGGAUCAGGAUGCACUUACCCUGCGUGGCCAAGUACUUCCGGUCGAAUGCCGAACCGCGCUGCCCUCACUGCAACGACUACUGGCCCCAUGAGAUCCCAGAAGUCUUCGACCCUGAGAAGGAGAGGGAGCCUGGUAUCUCGAAAUCGAACAGAAAGUCCCUGCGGUCCAGGCGGCAUUAGCCGUGGUGCCCUGCCGAGGGGCUGGCCACCUGGGGGGCCUGAACGUCACAGCCCUUCUGGGAAGAGAGGCAUCUGUGUUGCAGGUUCCACACGAGUCACCUCUUUGUUCUUAACUUCCCAUCCGCAGCUUUGGAAUAAACCGUCCUGCAAAGUUGCUCA
This is a messenger RNA of Callithrix jacchus (white-tufted-ear marmoset), 1991 nucleotides long. RefSeq names its product NSE1 component of SMC5/6 complex (gene NSMCE1). The record is from RefSeq and is a predicted model, not a curated record. Gene Ontology annotation, molecular function: ubiquitin-protein transferase activity. Gene Ontology annotation, biological process: double-strand break repair via homologous recombination. Gene Ontology annotation, cellular component: nucleus; Smc5-Smc6 complex. NCBI's taxonomy places the organism in Eukaryota, Metazoa, Chordata, Mammalia, Primates, Cebidae.